This is a messenger RNA of Seminavis robusta, 2235 nucleotides long. Lineage: Eukaryota; Bacillariophyta; Bacillariophyceae; Naviculales; Naviculaceae. The record is from the annotation of a GenBank genome assembly.
CAAUUCAAAACGACACCGUCACCUUGUAAAAGUUGACCAGUGAUAAGUCACAGCCAUCGCAUGCAAGAGCCAUGGCAAUUUGAGGAAGAGGCAGAGUCCACAAGAGGUGGAGACGACCAUCCCAACACUUUGCUACUCCUACGCUACUACAAGAUGUCCCUCGAGGAGUUGUUUGCCAGUGGGUCUGUCCCCAUGUUGGAAGAUGCUCGAUACAUUCCGGUCUUGUUGAUUGGUUCUUUGUCGAGUUUGUUGUCCUUGCUUGGGUCUUCCUGUAUCAUGUACAUGGCUUAUCAGGAGGCAAGAACAAAACUGAUGCAACGACUGCUGUUUUGCCUCAGUCUAUCCGAUUGGAUUUCCAGUAUGAGUCUCCUGGUAAUGCCAUAUUUGAUUCCUUCCUUUUUGGGGUUAGCAGGUGCAGUGGGCAGUUUCGCAUCGUGUGCCGGCGUUGGCUUUUUCAUGCUGGUGGCCAGCAAAAUGGGAUGUUGCUACAAUGCCUACCUCAGCAUGUACUACUAUUUGGUCGUUGUACGAAAUUGGAGAGAAGCCGAUUUUUCCAGACGACCGCAUUUGGAAUUGGCAGGGCAUGUCGUGGCCGUCGUGGUUACUUUGGCUAUUGAAGUGGCUGCAGUCGCCACACAAUCCAUCAAUCCCACUCCUGUCAUUAACAAUGUCUGUAUCUAUGCGACCUGGCCCUGGGGAUGUAUUGAUUCGCCAGAGGUCGAAUGUACCAGAUCGUCCGACUCCACCUUUAAACUCCUCGUGACCGUGUCUGGCCCAAUCUAUUUUUUGUUUUCCAUGGCAGGAUUCAUCACUGCGGCUCUGGUGUUUGCCAAAGUCAGGAGUACCCUCCAAAAGAGCAGUCAAUAUCGAUUUGAAAAUAGAACCAGUCAGACGACAACUGCUGUGAGAACCAGCAAUGGAGCGGUAUCCUCUACUACGACAACAUCGGAUCCCAACAACAAACGCAUUCAAGAGGUGGGAAUGCAAGCCGUCCUCUACACAUUGGCAUACUUUCAAAGCUUCUUUUGGCCACUCAUGACCGUCAUCUUGUCCCAAACAUUCAAAGACUCGGAGAUGAUUCACAAAAAACUCGAGCCAGGCUUUUAUGCCUUCACCAUCCUCUUUUUUGUAUUUUAUCCCAUUCAGGGUUUUUUCAACUUUUUCGUUUACACACGGGUCAAAGUCAAGCGAUGGAGAACUGUAGAACCAGACAAGUCUAUUUUCUGGAUCUACAAACAAAUUGUGGCGGGGAUACCACCACCAGCCACGUCCACAAUAUCCAGAAUCAGCACCAAAUAUACCAAACACACACCAAGCUCGGAACAACUGCAACAACCACAAGUACAGUUUAGCACAACAACAAUUCCCCACCACCAACAACAACAACCCGCCAUGGAAUCAUCGUCUGUCCCCUCGUUCCAAAUGGAGGAGGACGAAGAGGCCAAAACUUCGGAACAACUGCAAGAGGAAGAACCACAACAACCUACUACACCACUCGAGGAUGGUGAUGGUUAUGAUGAUGAACAUUAGCUUGGUUCCAACAAUAGGCAGUCAUAUCCUCCCAACCCCAUCGUUGUUUUGAUUGCUUACGCAAGCAACCGGCUUCUGGAAACGGCACGGUACCAGUUUUGCAAGCCAAGACAUGUGGAGGGUAUGAUUGAUCCAAGGAACAACCAUUCACCAGCCCGGGUUGGCCAUUUGACUGCAUUAUGGGCAACUUACUACUCGGGGUUCCUGCAUAUUCCUUCCUCCGCUCUCUGGACGGCACGGAUGGCUGGGGUAUGGUAGUAUGCGUUGCUUGUGUUGAUGCAGCCCAAUGAUGCACCAAGCAAAAGCAAGGUCCCAUCACAGGAGUGAUGAUAGUUGUACUAUAGGACUCAUCUCAUGUCCUCUUCGGGGUACAGUCAGUGAAACUGCUGCAAGUCUUUGGCACUGUAGCGCUUGGUGCAGGCCAAUGCUGCACCAAGAAAAAGCAAGGUACAAUCCCAUUUGUUUUACAGGUCAGAGGAGUGAUACUUCUGCUACGGUGCAGUAUCUACUCCUCACCCCGUUUCCUCUUGGGGGCACUAGCUGGCCAGUGGAAACGUCAUGUCUGGCUAUCCAGUAGAGCAUAACGCAUAACUAGCUAGAUUAGAAGACGAACCGCAUGUCAUCGUGUACGGCCAUUUCGAAUGAGAUGUUGCCGAAAGGGGGUGAUGGGCUAAUAACCUCCAAAAGAAAUAGGAUGGAUGUUAC